ACUCGAACAGAGCUGUGCACUAACGGUGAAGCGGAACGUAAAACAGAGUUUAAGAGUUUAAGCGUCUAAGCUAGUAAAACGAAGCCGAACAUAUGGAAUAAGGCGAAAAAAAUUAGAAGAAUAAAGAAAUCAAAUAAAUUGUCGCUAAAUGCGGCCAAAACGUUGACGGGAACUUUGGCGUAAGUGAAGGGGCGGGCUCAAACAAAAUACACAAAUACAUGCAAGAAUAUGCAGUGAAUUGCAAAGUGAAGUGAAUUGAAUUGAAAGUAAAAAUUCCAAAUUUUCAUUUGGAUCUCGAUUAUUUGGGAUAAAAGUGUUGUAUUGGAUUGACUUUGCAGUGCAAAAACGCGAUUUAGUGGAGGCGACCAGCAGGGUGCGUGCGUGUGUGCGUCUGUGUGUGGAGUGACGACAGCAACGACAACUUUGAAGCGAGCUCCAACAGACUCGUUUAGGAAGCUCACAAGAAAGAGCACUGAAAAUUCAACAGCAACAAAUCUACUACAAGCAUUCGCGGCAACAGCAGCAUCUACAAACAGAACAAUAAUUUUGUGUUCAAAUUGUGAAACCGUGGGAGAUGUCUGCAGUUAGACAUCGGCCCCUAGUACCGCCGGGUAACACCGGCGAUAGCGAUGACAACUUUACAGACGACGAGAGCACACCAUUAACCCAAGAUAUUUAUGGCGGAAGCCAACGCACAAUACAAGAGACAAAAGGCUGGGAUGUAUUCCGUGAUCCACCAAUCAAGGUCGAAACCGGUUCAACCGCGAAUCAGGCAUGCCUGGAGAUCACUGUGAAGAUUAUGAAAAUCUUUGCGUAUUUCUUCACGUUUAUCAUAGUGUUAACAGGUGGAGUUAUGGCGAAAGGAUGUGUCCUAUUUAUGGCAUCACAAAUACGUAAAGAUAAGAAAAUAGAGUACUGUAAUAAAGAUUUGGGCCGCGACAAAACAUUCGUAGUCAAGUUGCCUGAAGAGGAGCGUAUCGCUUGGAUUUGGGCCUUAUUGAUUGCAUACGCAUUACCCGAAAUUGGAUCCUUCAUACGUUCGGCACGUAUUUGCUUCUUUAAGACAUUUCGUGCGCCCAAAACUGGUCACUUUCUUUUCGUAACGCUGAUGGAGAGUCUCAGUUGUUUUGGCACAGCUCUACUGAUGUUCGUGGUGCUGCCUCAAAUCGAUGCCAUACAGGGCGCCAUGUUGACCAACUGCUUGUGCGUCAUACCCGGUAUACUGGGACUGUUGUCGCGUAAUGCGAAGGAAGGCAAACGUGCCGUGAAAGUUAUUAUCGAUCUGGCAGCGAUUGCGGCACAAGUAACUGGAUUCGUUAUAUGGCCACUGCUCGAGAACCGUCCAGAAUUGUGGGUCAUACCAAUCGCUUGCAUUAUGAUCUCUUGUGGCUGGUGGGAAAACUAUGUUUCCCCACAGUCGCCUAUAGGACUGGUGCGCUCAAUGGGACGCAUAAAGGAAGAGAUGCGCAGUACACGCUACUUCUGCCACAUGUUCAUUUCAUUAUGGAAGAUUUUACUGUUUCUUUGUCUGGUACUGCUUAUCUUUUGGGCGCAAGGUGAUGACCCCGGUGACAUUUUCAGAAUGUGUGGUGAUGCUCUGGGGCCACAUAAAAUUUUGGUGGACGAAUUAGCUACCAGUUUGACUGGCAAUUUGCCGGACACAUUAGAUGCGGCCAACAUCGAUAGCAUAGAGAUUGACGCCGCGCACAAUACAGUCAUCUACGUACUUUUGCUGCAGGUUUUCGGCGCUUACCUUUGCUAUAUUUUCGGCAAAUUCGCUUGUAAAAUUCUCAUACAAGGCUUCAGUUAUGCCUUUCCCGUUAGUUUGACAAUACCAAUUACGGUUUCAUUGCUAAUCGCAGCCUGUGGCAUACGAAUUGAUGAUCCAUGUUUCUUCCAUGAUACCAUACCAGACUAUCUGUUUUUCACAAGUCCACGCAACUUCCGAUUCAAUGAUUUUGUGACACAGCAAAUGGCAUGGGCGUGGAUAUUAUGGUUGCUCAGUCAAACCUGGAUUUCGUUACACAUCUGGACACCGAAGUGUGAACGUUUGGCCACAACGGAGAAAUUGUUCGUGCGACCAAUGUAUUCAGCGCUCCUGAUAGACCAAUCUAUGGCCAUGAAUAGACGCAGAGAUGAUCAGGCUGAUGUAAAGACGGAGGACCUCUCGGAAAUUGAAAAGGAGAAGGGCGAUGAGUACUACGAAACAAUUUCAGUGCACACCGACGGUUCAGCCAUACAAAAUAAGCCAACGAUUAAGUCUUCAGAUCAUAUAACGAGAAUCUAUGCAUGCGCUACUAUGUGGCACGAAACCAAAGAUGAAAUGAUGGAGUUCUUGAAAAGUAUUAUGCGCAUGGAUGAGGAUCAGUGUGCGCGUCGCGUUGCCCAAAAAUAUUUGCGUAUUGUCGAUCCUGACUACUAUGAAUUUGAAACGCACACUUUUUUCGAUGACGCCUUUGAAAUUUCCGAUCACAGCGACGACGACAUCCAAGUCAACCGGUUCGUCAAGUUGCUCGUGGCUACCAUGGAUGAGGCGGCUUCUGAAAUCCAUCAAACCACUAUACGUUUGCGGCCGCCCAAAAAGUAUCCAACCCCCUAUGGUGGUCGUCUAGUGUGGACGCUGCCUGGUAAGACUAAAUUCAUUACACAUCUCAAGGACAAGGAUCGUAUUCGUCAUCGUAAACGUUGGUCGCAAGUCAUGUACAUGUAUUAUCUGCUCGGCCAUCGUCUUAUUGAAUUGCCAAUAUCGGCAGAUCGUAAAGAUGAAAUCGCACAAAACACUUACCUGCUCACACUAGAUGGCGACAUUGAUUUCAAACCGAACGCUGUAACCCUACUAAUCGAUUUGAUGAAGAAGAAUCGUAACCUGGGCGCAGCAUGUGGACGCAUUCAUCCAGUCGGCUCUGGUCCUAUGGUGUGGUAUCAACUGUUCGAGUAUGCUAUUGGUCAUUGGCUGCAAAAGGCCACUGAACACAUGAUCGGUUGCGUGCUUUGUAGUCCUGGUUGUUUCUCGCUUUUCCGAGGCAAAGCCCUGAUGGACGAUAAUGUCAUGAAAAAGUAUACUACACGCUCGGAUCAGGCGCGUCAUUACGUACAAUACGAUCAGGGUGAAGAUCGUUGGCUUUGUACUCUACUAUUGCAACGUGGUUAUCGUGUCGAAUACUCAGCUGCCUCCGAUGCGUACACUCAUUGCCCCGAAGGUUUCAACGAGUUUUAUAAUCAACGUCGUCGCUGGGUGCCUUCCACUAUUGCCAACAUUAUGGAUUUGCUCGGUGAUGCUAAGCGUACCAUAAAGAUCAACGACAACAUCUCGCUACUCUACAUCUUCUACCAAAUGAUGUUGAUUGGUGGCACCAUUUUGGGUCCUGGCACAAUUUUUCUUAUGUUGGUGGGUGCUUUUGUAGCCGCCUUUCGCAUCGACAACUGGACUUCCUUCCAUUACAACAUUGUGCCAAUAUUGCUCUUCAUGUUGGUCUGCUUCACUUGUAAAUCGAAUAUACAAUUAUUCAUAGCACAAGUACUAUCCACGGCGUAUGCGCUCAUUAUGAUGGCUGUGAUCGUGGGUACGGCCUUGCAAUUGGGCGAGGACGGUAUCGGCUCGCCGUCGGCUAUAUUCUUAAUUGCUAUGACGACUUCGUUUUGGAUAGCAGCGUGCUUGCAUCCGCAAGAAUUUUGGUGCAUUUUAGCAGGUCUCAUCUAUUUGCUAUCUAUACCAUCUAUGUACCUUUUGCUCAUUCUCUAUUCGAUCAUCAAUUUGAAUGUGGUUUCGUGGGGUACGCGUGAAGUGGUCGCUAAGAAAACGAAAAAGGAACUUGAAGCUGAAAAGAAAGCAGCUGAAGAGGCCACCAAACGUGUGAAACAGAAGAGCAUGUUGAGUUUCUUGCAAAGUGGCAUUGGCGAUAAUGCUGACGAGGAGGGUUCCAUUGAAUUCUCACUAGCCGGUCUAUUUCGCUGCAUACUGUGUACACAUGGCAAGACUACCGACGAGAAGGCACAACUUACCGCAAUCGCUGAUUCAUUGGACACAAUCAAAACCAGAUUGGAAGCUUUGGAGCACACUUUAGAUCCACAUGGCCAUUCUCGACACGACCGACGACGUACAACAUCGAGCGGCUCCAAAGACCACCACUUAUUGUCCUCGGUGGCAGAAAAGUCAGGCGAUGAGUCAGAGGAAUCGGACUCGGAUACGUCAGCGGAACCGCGACAGGAACGAGAUUUCUUGACGAAUCCUUACUGGAUUGAGGAUCAAGACUUGCGCAAGGGCGAGGUUGACUUUUUGUCCAGCACUGAACUUCAAUUCUGGAAGGAUUUGAUUGACAAGUAUCUAUUCCCUAUUGAUAACGAUCCCAUCGAGCAGGCACGGAUCGCAUCCGAUCUUAUAGAGCUGAGGAACAAGUCCGUCUUCGCGUUUUUCAUGGCCAACGCCUUGUUCGUCUUGAUUGUUUUCUUGCUUCAACUGAACAAGGAUAAAUUACAUAUUGUCUGGCCACUGGGCGUCAAGACCAAUAUAACGUAUAUUGAAGAAACAUCAGAGGUUCAUAUUUCCAAGGAAUAUCUGCAACUGGAACCGAUCGGUUUAGUAUUCGUUUUCUUCUUUGCGCUCAUUCUGUUCAUUCAGUUUACCGCUAUGUUGUUCCAUCGUUUUGGCACACUCUCGCAUAUUUUGGCCGCAACCGAGCUGAAUUUCUGCAAGAAGAAGUCUGAGGACACUUCCCAAGAUGCGCUUAUAGACAAGCAUGCAGUGGAGAUCGUCAAGAAUUUGCAGCGUCUUCAAGGAAUCGAUGGUGAUUACGACAACGAUUCAGGCAGUGGUCCCGAUCGUAUUGCCCGCCGACGUACAAUACAAAAUCUGGAGAAGGCUCGACAACCGCGUCGCCAAAUCGGUACUUUGGAUGUGGCAUUCAAGAAGCGUUUCCUUAAACUAACUGCAGAUGAAAAUAAUCCAGCAACUCCGAUACUGACGCGUCGCUUGACUAUGCGCGCCGAAACGAUACGAGCGCUGGAAGUGCGAAAGAACUCAGUGAUGGCGGAACGGCGUAAGUCAGCAAUGCAAACAUUAGGCGCGAAGAAUGAAUAUGGAAUUACAACUACAGCAGCGUUAAACAACAAUGGCGCCAUACCGAAUCAGCGCAGUGGUCGUAUCUCCAAUGCCGGCAUUAGCAUCAAGGAUGUUUUCAAUUCAAAUGGUGGACCAAGCGAGCAAAUAUAUGGUUCUAACGGUGGUGGCACCAUCAACCAGGGCUACGAGCAUGUACUCGAAGACGACGACCGAAACUCAUUGCGCCUGACGGCGCGCAAUCCAAAUCCACAAGUGUCAUGGGGACAGAACAGCAGCAACACAGGACGCAUGUGAAAAUGUGCAUUUUCGUUCAUAUACCUAUGCCAGCCUGAUAUCAAUUUUGUUGUUGUUGUUGUUGAAUAUUAAACAAAAGGACUUGUUAGUUAAUAUGAUUAGAAUUUUAAGUUCUCGGCACUAGACACUCCUAAAUGUCAUACCAUACUUAACAGUACUUGAGAAACUUCUGUGGCUCGAAAUAUUACAACUUAGCAUUUUCUUUUAAAUUUUCUCCGAUGUGUCGUCGCCCAAGUUUAGUCAAGCUACCAACACUGUCACAAAACUCGUUUACUUGUUCUGCGAGGCAUCUGCUAAUCAGAAACUUGUGCAUAGCUGUUAUAAUAUUCUUAACAACUGCCAGUGAGAUAGAAAAAAAAGUUUCUUAUUACUCGAAUAUAUUUUAUAUGAAUUUCUACUGUCUUCAUAUUGUAUUGUAUUAUAUUGUAUUUUAAAAUUAUGUUACCUAUGUAGUUAUGUAGAUUAAGAGACAUAACACAUACGAGUACUUAUGUACAUACGUAUGUGUGCAAAAUUAUAUGUACACUUCGUGUAUUGUAAAUAUGACAACGAAUAUUUUAGCUAAUCACACUGCCCGCUCACGUGAGAGACUUGUUGAUGAACACAUACAUAUGCGCGUAUAUUGCAUAUGCAAAUAUGUGUGUACGCAUUUCGUCAGAUUUACUUAAUGAAUAGUUGGUCGAUUUUGCUUAGGCAGUUAUUUCAAUGCCAACUGUCUGUAAAUAAAAAAGUAUACAACGUUUUACGAAUAAUUUAGUUUAUAUAUUUUAAAUUUUUAUAUUUUUUAUUUGAAAAAAAGGAAAAAAUUGUUAUUAUUGACACAUUUUACAUUAAUCUGUAUAAACUUUAUAUGUAUAGAUUUGUUUGUAUGUGUUGUCAAGGAAUAACAAUACCCGUACCAAUGUAUGAAUCAUGGAAAUACUCAUUUGUGUGAAAUUACGUAGUUUAUGGAAAAAAAUUUACUUUUAUUUGCUAGUUUUAGUAAGCAUGCAUACAUGUAUUUUUGUAUGUGUUUAGCUAUUUUAAUAUACAAUUCAUAAUCAUAUAA
Anastrepha obliqua is the source of this 6401-nucleotide messenger RNA. RefSeq names its product chitin synthase chs-2 (gene kkv). Gene Ontology annotation, cellular component: cell septum; cell periphery. Gene Ontology annotation, molecular function: chitin synthase activity. The record is from RefSeq and is a predicted model, not a curated record. Bases 575 to 5353 code for a protein of 1592 amino acids. NCBI's taxonomy places the organism in Eukaryota, Metazoa, Arthropoda, Insecta, Diptera, Tephritidae. The transcript is spliced from 12 exons.